Molecule: messenger RNA, 414 nt
Organism: Aspergillus pseudoviridinutans
Lineage: Eukaryota; Fungi; Ascomycota; Eurotiomycetes; Eurotiales; Aspergillaceae
Product: EthD domain-containing protein
Exons: 1
Coding region: 1-414 (137 amino acids)
Molecular function (GO): oxidoreductase activity
Source: RefSeq, a predicted model, not a curated record
AUGCCUUUCAAAGUCCUCGUUUACGCCUACCGGAAGCCGGGGGUUUCCCCGGAAGAUUUCAAGAAUCACUACGAAGCGCACAUUGAUCUCUUCAAGCGUCUAACCGGCGAUGAUUUCCCGCUCUCCCAUAGGCGUAUCUACAUCGCUCGUAGUUCUGUCGAAACUACUUUUGAUGGCGCCUCCUCUCGCAACACGACAACUCCAGCAACCGUGAUUGUCGGCCAACAGUCCGACUACGACUUUGACUGCCUAGCUGAACUUACAUUCUCUGAUCAGGCGGCGUGGGAAGCUUGCGUGGCAAAAGUCCGUUCCCCGGAGAUCGCGGCUCAGAUUGCAGCAGAUGAAGAUAAGUUUUAUGACAGCUCUAAGACGGGCGUUGUGGUUAUUGGGGAUGUCACAGAGACCACCAAAUGA